AGCAGGCUUCCUCAUCACUGCAGGAGCAGUGGGGACGUUGUGCAGGCGGGGCACCUGGACAUUGGCCAGGAGGAGCAUAGGUUAGCAGCACCCAGUGCAUAAAAGGGAUGGGGAGUGGGGCAGGGCAGCACGGCGCCAGGAGCAGGACAGGUGUGUGCGGCUGGAGGGGGAUUUGGGGUGAGACUGUGGGACAUUGGGGUGAAACAGCACUGCCUGGGCAAGGGAAGGGGUGAUGGGUAUUCCAGUGGGAGUGGGGUUGUGGCAUUGUGUAGAAGGAGCAGCGGCAAGGGACAGAGGUUGGGUUCUAACUCCUGUGCUGGGGAUGAGAGCACAAAGCAGCCAUGCCUUGUAUCCCCAUUCAGAGCAGGCAGAGCAGAUGGAACUUUUUGCAUGGGAUGUUGCAGGGCAUUGCCAUCACUUAAUGAAAAACAGUUGCAGCUGUGAAGCUGAAGAGAAAGCAAGGUGGGGUGAAGAAGGAAGGGGCCUCAAGUGGAGCUGCUUUGGGGCAGAUGGGUGUGGGCAUAGAGGGAGGAGUGGGUGUCAGGUAGAGGCUGCAGCCUCUCGGCUGGGAAGAAUGGGAGCAGAGGAGCUGCAGCAGCAUUGGUGGCCCUGGGGAGCUUGAUGCCUUCCUUCCAGGACACUCUGUGCAAAGACCUGACCAUGGCCACCCGCCACGUGGUGACAAUCCAGCCUGGCUUCUCUGCAUCCCCACAGCCCAGCAAGUGGCACACGGGGCUGCUGGACUGCAUGUCUGACUGCAGCGUCUGCAUCUGUGGAGCCUUCUGUUAUCCCUGCCUGGGCUGCCAGGUGGCCAACGCCAUGGACGAGUUCUGCCUGUGCGGCGGCAGCGUGGCCAUGCGGACGCUGUACCGCACCCGCUACAACAUCCCGGGCUCCAUCCUGGGUGACUACUACUCGGUGCUGUGCUGCCCCAUGUGCUCUCUCUGCCAGCUGAAGAGAGACAUUGACUAUCGGAAAGAGCAGCGCACCUUCUGGUGAGUGCUCCCUGCGCUGUACCGCCGCCCGGGGUGACCCAGAGCCCCUUUCCAGCGGGCCCAGUGUGUUCCAUCCCUCAACACCACCUUCUCUUGCAGAUGCUGCUCUCCUGCCUGUGAAGUUGAUGCUGCCCUUUAGGACUGUUUGGCUUGCUGUGUUGUUUUUUUUUGUUUUUUUUCCCCUCCACUGAUUUUCUACCUCCCCACCUCUUCAGUAACGCAGUCAAUAAAUAGCAGUGCUUGCCCUCACUUCUGUGUGUGAGUCUGUGUUUAUUCACUUACUGUUCUUUGAUUUUAUGAUUUCUUGGUGUCCGGCUGCAACUCCAGAGAACAGCAUGCUGCUUUCUGCUGAGCAUUCAGAACAGCACCGAGCACACCAGGUAGAGACCUUCUCUUGCAGACCUGCAUCAGGAUGGGACUUGACUGCAAAAUUUGGUGGGAAAAAAAAAGGAAGCAGAAGCCAAGCCAGCUGUGGACACCUCAGCUCCCCCCUGCAUGCAGCAGUAGGGCCUGUGAUGGCAUGGAUAGGGAAGCGGUGGGGACCACAGGAUGGCUUCUCAUGUCUGCACGAGCUUCGUGAGGAACCACAGCACAGAGCCCACCUGCCCAGAGCCCUCAGAUUUGGGGAAAAAAUGUGUGCUUGUGGGCUGCCUGGCUGCACAAAGGCAUUUGAGCUCAGGGCACCAGAGAUUCCUACACACCAGUGACAGGUGAGGACUGUGCCCCCAGCCUGAGCUCCCGCAGCCCUGUCCCUUCUCCCCCACACCGCUGAAGGACCCCUUUGGGGGAUCCUCUUUCCUCUCCUCUGGGAACACUGGGGCUGCAUGGGUGUUGGCUGUGUGCUGAAAAGGUUUCCCUGCCCAUGGGUGUGAGGUGGUGGUGACUGGACGUGCGGAGUUCUGUAAUACAAAGGGACGCGGAGGCUUUGUUUCUGUUUUUUUAUUAUGCUUCGGAAGUGAUUACGUAUUUAACAAUGCCUUGUAUUUCUGCACGUUUAUAUGCAUUUACCCAAGGUGGUUCCAGUGUGGCAGAAACCAAACUGCUCCCAGGACUGAGGCCAGCUGAAGGCAAAGAAGUGUCUUGCUACAGGUGUCACAGCACCCAGCAUCAGCAGGCACCAGCCACCAGGGUCCUGUCUGCCCUGGAGACCUCCUGCAGAGAAGCUCUGACAGCAAAUCUGCUCCUGGGUAAAUACUGAGUUAAUUUUAUCCCUUUUCAGUGUCAAUGCAUGGGUGGGUUUUAGGAUGUGGUUUGGAAGGUGGGAGCCGCUGGAGCAACGUCCUUCCUGCUGGAAACCUGGAUAAGGCUUUGGGGAGACCUGAGAGUGUCCAUUUAGUAUCUAAAGGGGGGCUAUAAGAAGGAAAGGGUCCAUUUGAAAGGACAAGGAGAAAUUGUUUCAAUCUAAAGGAGGGGAUAUUGAGACUGGAUAUAAGGAAGAACUUUUUAACACUAAGGGUGAUGAGGCACUGACACAGGUUGCCCAGAGAGGUGGAUGAAGCCCCAUUCUUGGAGACAUUCAAGGUCAGGCUGGAAAGAUUCCCUUCCAAUUCACAUAAUUCCAUUAUUUAAUGAGAUCUCCUUCCUAUCUGCUGCUGACAGCUGUUUUCCAGGCAGCCCACUCUGCUCUCACAGUUAGUUAUCCUAGUUUCUCCAUCCUGCACUCAAGGACGCUGCUCUUCCUACUAAGCUUAUCAGGAAUGCCUUGGCUCCUGACUCAGCAGCUGUUUGUCCUUAUUGCUGUGUUUAAUAGGCUGCCAGUAUGACUGCUCCAUCCGUUUCCCCUGCAAUCAGGGGCUCAAGAAAGAGUGACAGUUUUCAGGGCCUGACCAGUGGUGCCCUGCAGGCACCAGUGCUGUACAGCAAGGUACUUAAUUCUGCUUGCUUCUCUGGGAAGAUACGCAAGUAAUUCUAACUCUGUUCCUGCUUUUUCCAGCUCUGGACCAGUGCACAGUCCAGCUCAUAAACAGUCUGGCUAAUGGCUGUCCCAGAUCGUUUCUUGUUGUUCCUCUUUCUUGAAGUUGUUCUGGUUGUAGAAGCUACAGAUAUGGAUUCUUCAAGGCCACAUUCCAGAGUCAGCUUCGGCUAAUUCCAUCUCCACAUAAUUGAUGUGGCUUCUCUUGUUAAACUAAUUGAAACUCCAAUUAAAUAAAAGCUUGUGUUUGGCUAAUUCUACCUCCAGCUACUUGUGACAACUGAGGCUUGUGCCGAGGUCAUAAAUCAAUCACUGUCAUAACUCACAUAUUAAUAUGAACUGUCAUAAUCGUACAAAAGUAGUAUUUCUGGAUGAUGUGUAGACAUUAAAUAAAGAGCAGAGCCUGGAUGGUGCCAUUUCACCCAGAAA
Phasianus colchicus (ring-necked pheasant) is the source of this 3336-nucleotide messenger RNA. Its product is annotated as placenta-specific gene 8 protein-like. Lineage: Eukaryota; Metazoa; Chordata; Aves; Galliformes; Phasianidae. The record is from RefSeq and is a predicted model, not a curated record.